AUAUCGUCAGAUUAUCCUUUUCAUUCUCCUUCAUUCUACCAUUUCUACCAUUUCUACCAUUUCUGUUUAACCGGACAAUGUGCCGAUUUCUCGUCGCCCUCCUUUUUACGGCAAUUUCUGUCUAUGCAGGAGCUCCAACAGCCGAGGAAGCAAAAGCUGAAGUAGUUGCCGCCGGUGUCUCUGAGGCCGCCGCUGAUGGAAUUUUAAAGAUUGCGGAGACCUACAAGGGCCAAUUCGAGGCAGCAAAAGGUGAUCGGGAAGCUGGAAAGAAUGUUUUUCACACAUUCCACGCAGAGGUUGAUAAGUACAUGGAAACACAAUCGGAAGACGACCAGAUUGCUUACAAGGCAUUUGUUGAUAAGAAGAAGGCCGAGCUUCAAAAACGUAACAGUACACCAAAGGCUUAGAUAAUCAUGGAAGAUCUAUAUUUGGUUAAUAAUCUGCUGAGAAAGUAUUUGUCAUUUAUAUGUCUUCUAAAAUUAAUUAUUUGGAUAAAGUACUACAUAUUCAGA
This is a messenger RNA of Caenorhabditis elegans, 512 nucleotides long. It is a transcript of the gene spig-10, whose product is annotated as Inhibitor_I29 domain-containing protein. The transcript is spliced from 2 exons. NCBI's taxonomy places the organism in Eukaryota, Metazoa, Nematoda, Chromadorea, Rhabditida, Rhabditidae. The record is from RefSeq and is marked reviewed. The coding region runs from base 78 to 407 and encodes 109 amino acids.